Molecule: messenger RNA, 618 nt
Organism: Thermochaetoides thermophila DSM 1495
Lineage: Eukaryota; Fungi; Ascomycota; Sordariomycetes; Sordariales; Chaetomiaceae
Product: 60S ribosomal eL24 domain-containing protein
Exons: 3
Coding region: 1-618 (205 amino acids)
Biological process (GO): cytoplasmic translation
Cellular component (GO): cytosolic large ribosomal subunit
Molecular function (GO): structural constituent of ribosome; mRNA binding
Source: RefSeq, a predicted model, not a curated record
AUGAGAACGUACGAGGAUACUUUCUCCGGCCAGCGGAUUUACCCUGGCAAGGUACGAUUUCCCAUUUCCCACGAGGGCGACAACGGCGAUAUCUCCCACCCCGAAGAGAUAAGAACCGGCAGGAGGAAGAUCGCUCCAGCGACACGACAACUGCGCGCCGAGGUCCAGAAAACGUCUAUGAAAGGCAAGCUGUACGUCCGUGGCGACAGCAAGAUCUUCCGGUUCCAGAAUGGCAAAUCCGAGUCCCUCUUCCUGCAGCGCAAGAACCCUCGCCGCAUCGCCUGGACCGUUCUGUACCGCAGGCAACACCGCAAGGGUAUCUCUGAGGAGGUUGCCAAGAAGCGCACCCGCCGCACGAUCAAGUCCCAGCGUGCCAUCGUCGGUGCUUCUCUGGAGGUGAUCAAGGAGCGCCGCUCGAUGCGCCCUGAGGCCCGGAACGCUGCUCGCCUGGCUGCUAUCAAGGAGAGCAAGGAGAAGAAGGCUGCUGCUCAGGCGGCCAAGAAGGCCGAGAAGGCGAAGAAUGCUGCCGCUGCUGCCAAGGGCCAGCCCCAGGGCCGCGUCACCAGCAAGCAGGGCGCCAAGGGCGCGCCGGUCAAGGUCGCCGCCAAGAGCCGUUAA